AUUUGUCAUACUUUGAGUCUUGACAAGUUCGAUUUGAAUAAUCUCAUUACAGUAUUAUAUCAUUUUACUUUGUUCCAUUCAAAAGUAAUAAAAAAAUUACCCUUCAUACUUUAUCCUAACCCUUACUACUGUAACCGGUGAAAAGUUUAUGAACAAAACCCCGCAAAAACCGGUAUUCAUUUGUUCAUAAUUAAUCUUUGAUAAAAAGCAAUGGCAAACCUUGCACUAACUGUUCUUUCGAUGACAAUUGGAUUUUUUUUCCUUAUUGUUGGUAUAAUCAAAUUGAGUCCUAUACUCAAUGACGAUAUUUACAAGGACCAGAGAAAAGCUUUUAUUAAAUUUGUAAAAGUAUUUCCUUUUUACCGCCAAACGGGAUGGAAGCCGGAUCCUCAUGUCUAUCGCCGUGUUAUUGGAAUCCUAGAAGUUAUUUGCGGUCUCAUUCUGGCUGUAAUACCGGGAACUUUAAAACAAGUUGCAAACGCAAUAUUACUUAUUAUAAUGAUUGGAGCUCUUUAUACAUCAUGGGCACUGAAAUUUUCAUUAGACAAAAUGACCCCGACGUUAAUAUUUGGUCUAUUGCUACUCUGUAGACUUAUUGUGUUUGCUCAAGUUCGCGCCAGAGAAAAGAGGCUACAAGUGGAAGCAGAGAAACAGAAAGAAGCAUGGGAAAAGAAAACUGAUUAAUUAACAAUCUCACCUAUUCAUUCUCAUAUUUAGGAUCAUCAUUCGAAAAAAUGUAGAUUAUAUUUUGUACUUAGACACUCGCAAAGUUAUUUUUUAAGUUUAAUUGAAUUUGUUAUGGUAGUCAUUUAAAAUGCCAGCGUGCUAAUACAAUGUGAAAUAUAUAAUUCUUCAAAUAUUUCGAUAAAUGUCGUGGUUCGGAUAAUAAAGAAGUGUGGUACAGUGUAACCGCAAAACUUCAAGGCCUACUAGUAUUUAUAGGCUGACCGAUGCUGACCUCUCACCAAUCGCUAAAUAAUU
Dimorphilus gyrociliatus is the source of this 981-nucleotide messenger RNA. The record is from the annotation of a GenBank genome assembly. NCBI's taxonomy places the organism in Eukaryota, Metazoa, Annelida, Polychaeta, Dinophilidae.